Sporothrix schenckii 1099-18 is the source of this 1539-nucleotide messenger RNA. RefSeq lists its product as uncharacterized. The transcript has a single exon. The record is from RefSeq and is a predicted model, not a curated record. Lineage: Eukaryota; Fungi; Ascomycota; Sordariomycetes; Ophiostomatales; Ophiostomataceae. Bases 1 to 1539 code for a protein of 512 amino acids.
AUGGGUAACCGGCGUUACCGGUCGACAGAGCUCGCGGCCCGCCUCCUCACCGACGCCGUACGGCACGUAUGGGGCCUCGGCGACACAGCGUCCCUCCUUCAACUCGACAUCCAAGGCGCAUUCGAUAACGUCCACCACGGGUGGCUUAUCUACACGCUACACACUCUCUACCUCCCGGUCUGGAUUAUCAACUGGGUCACUAGCUAUUUAACGGGCCGGACGACGGAGCUCGCCUUCGACGGGAAGACAACGCCGGCACGCCAUGUCACCGCCGGCGUCCCGCAAGGGUCCCCGCUAUCACCGAUCCUAUUUAUUCUCUUUACCUCAUCUCUCUACCAAGCCCUACGCCGCCACCACGGGAUUAUUACUAUCGGGUUCGCCGACGACACUAAUCUCCUCGCCAGCGGCCGCACGCCAGGCGUCUGCUGUCACUACCUACAGGAUGCGUGGACCACGGUCAAGGCGUGGGCACGGCCGAGAGGCGUUAUAUUCGAACCGGCGAAGAGCGAGCUCCUCCACUUUUCCCGCACACACGCGGCCCCGACGACGACGCUUACGCUCGACCGGGAUACCGUCCUUAAGCCCCGACAGUCGGCCCGCUUCCUCGGUAUCUGGCUCGACAGGAAGCUCCUUUUCUCGGCACACCUCCGGCAAAUAAAACGCCGUCUCACCACACAGAGCUAUGCCCUUACGAGACUCACCGGGAAGACGUGGGGCUGCACGCUCCCGUGGGCCCGCACGAUCUAUACGGCAGUACUCCGGAGCACAGCAGCUUACGGCGCGAGUGUCUUCCUCCCGGAAAAGGACAACCGCCGGCCCACGAGCUCCCUGGACACUAUCUUUCACGGCUACCUCCGCACCGUCCUGGGGGCCUACCGGUCUACACCUAUCCACCUCCUCCACUCCGAGGCAGGUAUACCACCAUUAAACCUCUACUUAGCUUACCGCCGCGCCGUCUUCUUAUCCCGGCCAGACUACCAAGCGAAAGCCCAAACUAUCCGGAGCGCGGUCCACCGCCCCCGGCCGUUCACUAAUUAUUACCCGCCUAUCCCCGCCCCGCCCCUGCCGCCCAGACCCGAAGAGACGGACUGGACUGCCGUUACCGGCCGUUGGAAGGCCCUCUGGCAACAAGACGCCGGUAACGGCCACUCUACGGGAUCCCUCGCGGCACGAACACCAUGCUGGACGGUAAAGGCCGUACGGCGCCGUCACCUCCACUUAACCAAGGCCGAGAGUAGCCUCCUUACGCAGAUCCGCACGGGCCAUAUCGGCCUCCGGGCGUACCUCCACUGGAGAGACGCCGUGGGCUCCCCGACAUGUAUAUGCGGCACCGCUGACGAGACCCCGGCCCACGUCCUCUUAUCUUGCACAGCAACACCCCAAAAACCGCCAGACUGGCCACAAACACUAACGGACCUGGACCGCCGCCUACAGACGGGCCUCACGGCCCGUCCACUUCUCCGCUGGCUUAUUCGGAGCGGGAGGCUCCCGGAGUACAGCCUAGCUAAGGAGCUAGAACGGACGCCGUCGCCGGUGUAA